AUGUCUACGUCUUCCUCUCGUUCAUCCUCUCCAACCAGGGCUUCCACUGAAGACCUUGCAGAUCGAUCAAAGGUCACACCUCAACAGGUGAUUGACAAGUUCUGGAAACAAUUCACCACAAAGAACCCAGGAAAGGCAACAACUGUCAUUCCCUCAAACACCUACACUGAGUUUGCUGCCAAAAGAGGCAAUCAGGUGACUACAACAACCUGCCAGGCUUCGUACGAAGACGCCGCAGCAACAUGCCGUGCCAAAGUCGAAAAGAUCAUCAAGGAGUGUCGUCGCAUUAACAAAAAGUACCGUGAUCCUCACUUUGACAUCGAGUUGGAUCUCAAAUGGGGUCAAAAUGACUGUCUCCGUUCUCUCUCCAACAGAGAUGAAUUUGUCCCUGGUGAGGACCUCAGACCCGAGAGUGUCAAGCGUGUCGGUGAUAUCUUCGACAAGCCUCGCUUCUACAUCGACGGUCCUACUGCCAAUGACAUCAGACAGGGCCGCAACGGAGAUUGUUGGCUCAUCGCUGCUCUUUGUACCCUGAGUGAGAAGCCGGGUAUGAUUGAAAGGCUUUGUGUCGCUCACGAUCAGGAUGUUGGCGUUUAUGGUUUCGUAUUCUACCGCGAUGGCGAGUGGAUCUCGGAAAUUGUUGAUGAUUUCCUCUAUCUAAUCAAGCCUGACUAUGAUGAGGGCUAUCUCGACCGAGUUCUCUUUGAUGACAUCGAGCGAGUUGACCCAGACGAAGCCUAUCGCCGCAUCUUCCAGUCCAACAGCGGUGCUCUCUACUUCGCCCAGUGCGCCCAUCCCCAGGAGACUUGGCUUCCUCUUCUUGAGAAGUGCUAUGCCAAGGCUCACGGAGACUACUGCUCGAUUGAGGGUGGUUUCGGAGGCGAGGGUCUCGAAGACCUCACUGGAGGCAUCACAUCUGAGCUGGCCACAACUGACAUUCUCGACAAGGAGUACUUUUGGAAGGAACAGCUCCUCAAGGUUAACGAAGAAUUCCUCUUUGGCUGCAGCACUGGAAUCUUUGGCGGAUGGGGAGAGCGUAAGGGGAUUGUUGAAGGUCACGCCUACUCUAUCCAAAAGGCUGUCGAAAUUGACGGCAAGCGAUUGCUCAAGGUCAAGAACCCCUGGGGCAAGCAUGAAUGGACUGGCCCGUGGAGUGACGGGUCAAAGGAAUGGACCGCCGAGUGGCUUCAAAAGCUCGGCCAUCGCUUCGGAGACGACGGAGACUUCUGGAUCUCAUACGAAGACUUACUUAGAAAAUACCAGGCUUUUGAGAGAACCCGUCUCUUCACCCCUGAUUGGCGAGUCACCCAGCUUUGGACAUCGAUGUCCGUCCCCUGGGCUCUGGACUAUCACGACACGCAUUUUUCUUUCACUCUUUCCAACUCGGGACCUGUCGUGAUUGCCUUGUCCCAGCUCGAUGACCGUUUCUUCCGAGGUCUCGAGGGGCAAUACCGAUUCGAGCUUGGCUUCCGUCUACACAAGGCUGGCCACUCUGACUAUGUCGUGCGCAGCCAGACUCCUUUCCGCAUGACACGUUCCGUCAAUGUUGAGCUCGAGCUCGAUGCAGGCGACUACGAAGUCCGUGUCAAGAUCAACGCUACACGCGAUCAUGAAAUCCUGCCUAUUGAAAACGUCAUCAAGAACAACGCCAAGUCACGACGUGAGAAGCUCCUCCGCAUCGGUCUCGCUUACGACCUCGGCCACUGCAAGGGGCGAUUCGUCGAGACUCCCGAGGAAAAGAUUGCUCGCCAGGGGCAUGAGAAGAAGAUCAAGCAGAAGAAGCGGGACAAAAUCAGGACCAAGAUUCUCAAGGAUCGUGAGGACGGCCAUUACCUUCUGAAGCAAGAUUUCCAGAGGAGCGAGCAUAAGAGACUCAAGAACAAGGAGAGGAAGAAGCUCAAGGAAGCUGCCCUAAAGGCUAAGCGAGAGGCUCGCCUAGCUGAGAAGAAGGCCAUCAAGGCUGAAAAGGCUGCUCAAAGGGCAUUGAGACGUGAAGCCAAGGCAGCAGCAAAGGCAGAGGUGGAAGCAAAGGAAAAGGCAGAGGCAGAGGCCAACCAGAAGGAACAAGCCGAGAAAAAGGUCGAGGAGGUGGCUGAAAAGUCCGAGACUGAUGCUCCCAAGCCAGAAGAGCCCAUGACUCCUGAGUCCGAUAACUCUGGUGAGCAGGAUGCCGUUGAAGAAAAGCCUGCCGAAGAGAAGCCUCCCGAACAAGUUACUGAAGAAGCCAAGGGAUCUGAAUCCGAUUCUGAAUCGUCAUCGGACCAAGAUACAGAAGAAGAAGUCGAGACCGACGUCGAAAGCAUCGGCACUCUUCUCGACCUUGCUGACCGAGAAAUUUGGAUACACGUCAACAAUUACACUGGCGAAGUCCCAGCGUCAGACUCAGACUCGUCCUCCGACUCCGAAUCUGAAGCCGGUGACGAUGCUGAAAAGGACCCAUGGAACGCUGUCGCGGUCGUCGGUAUCCGUAUCUUCCACAAGGGUCUGGGCGAGGGUGAGGAAGACGGCGACCUCAACCUCAAAGUGAUCCGUCCCAUCCGUUUCGGCAAGGAUGACGAGGAAGUUGACGUUGACAAGAAGUGUAGCACCAAGGUCUUGGACGUGGAUGAUAGUGCAAAGGACGCCACGCUUGUGGGAGACACACAGGAGAAGAUUCGAUUCAUCAAGGGUGAGAGUCCGAGAAGAAGAACUGUUACGUCCAUGUUCUGA
Messenger RNA from Fusarium pseudograminearum CS3096, 2709 nucleotides. RefSeq lists its product as uncharacterized. Gene Ontology annotation, biological process: proteolysis. The record is from RefSeq and is a predicted model, not a curated record. Gene Ontology annotation, cellular component: cytoplasm. Lineage: Eukaryota; Fungi; Ascomycota; Sordariomycetes; Hypocreales; Nectriaceae. The transcript is spliced from 5 exons. Gene Ontology annotation, molecular function: calcium-dependent cysteine-type endopeptidase activity. Bases 1 to 2709 code for a protein of 902 amino acids.